AUGGAUUUUACAUAUAAAAAAAGUUAUUUUCAUGCUAAAUUAGAAAAAUUUGAAAAUACAAGUACGUUUAAAAUUUUAGAAAAAUCAUCAUCGUCAGAUACCGAAGAUGAAUCAAAAGAAGGAUUACCUAAAAUGAUGAAUCCGGGAGAAACAUGCUGUGCAAUUUAUUUGGAAAUAACAGUAAAGCAAUUACCGAACUCAUUACCAUUUGGUUGGCGCACAAAAGAAUAUAUUCCAACUAUAUUGUUCCCAGACGAAAAUGUUUGCGAGGUUAAACAAGCAAAAUUUGGUAUGGGAAUGAUUUUGGGUUAUAAAUUAAUUCCUUGUACUGACGUUUUCGCUGAUGAUAUAUUCAGACUUCGAAUAAGUAAUAAUAAUAACAGUAAGGGUAACAAUGGGGUUAAUUUGAGAGAGAGGGGAAGAGAUGAUAUUAAUUCUUCGGGUUCGAAUUCAAGUGGUGAUGUUACAGUACACGCUAGUUUGGCUCCUUGUAAUGGAAUAGAAUUGAUCUAUUUAAAGGUACCAGGAAUAGUUUUGUUGGAAUUGGUGGACGCUUUGGAUUGUCUUGCUGGUUCGUUUUCAAAUUUUUGA
Funneliformis geosporum is the source of this 591-nucleotide messenger RNA. The record is from the annotation of a GenBank genome assembly. NCBI's taxonomy places the organism in Eukaryota, Fungi, Glomeromycota, Glomeromycetes, Glomerales, Glomeraceae.